Messenger RNA from Myotis brandtii (Brandt's bat), 1871 nucleotides. It is a transcript of the gene RIT1, whose product is annotated as Ras-like without CAAX 1. Bases 31 to 582 code for a protein of 183 amino acids. The record is from RefSeq and is a predicted model, not a curated record. Gene Ontology annotation, molecular function: GTP binding; calmodulin binding; GTPase activity. The transcript is spliced from 5 exons. Gene Ontology annotation, cellular component: plasma membrane. Lineage: Eukaryota; Metazoa; Chordata; Mammalia; Chiroptera; Vespertilionidae. Gene Ontology annotation, biological process: Ras protein signal transduction.
CUGGGCGCCGGCGGCGUGGGGAAGAGCGCCAUGACCAUGCAGUUCAUCAGCCACCGGUUCCCGGAAGAUCAUGACCCCACCAUCGAAGAUGCUUAUAAAAUCCGGAUCCGUAUUGAUGAUGAGCCUGCCAAUCUGGAUAUUUUGGAUACGGCUGGACAGGCAGAGUUUACAGCCAUGCGAGAUCAGUAUAUGAGGGCAGGAGAAGGGUUUAUCAUCUGUUACUCUAUCACCGAUCGUCGAAGUUUUCACGAAGUUCGGGAGUUUAAACAGCUUAUUUAUCGAGUUCGACGUACUGAUGAUACACCUGUGGUUCUUGUAGGAAACAAGUCUGAUCUAAAGCAGCUAAGACAGGUCACUAAAGAAGAAGGAUUGGCUUUGGCCCGAGAAUUCAGCUGUCCCUUUUUUGAGACAUCUGCUGCAUACCGCUACUACAUUGAUGAUGUAUUCCAUGCCCUUGUCCGGGAGAUACGUAGGAAAGAAAAGGAGGCAGUACUGGCCAUGGAGAAAAAAUCGAAACCCAAAAACAGUGUAUGGAAGAGGCUAAAAUCGCCAUUCCGGAAGAAGAAAGAUUCAGUAACUUGAAGUUGUGAAGUGUUUACGUGUGAACUGCAGUGCUUAAUCAAAGCAGUCCAGUAACCUGCAUUAGUGAGCAUGGUGCUUGCUCUCUCUCCUGUUAUGACCGUUAUUUUUAAAGUAACUGAUGAAGGGGACAUGCCUACUAGGAGUUUUCAAUGAUGUGGUAUUUAAUAUAUUGUCUCUUAGCUAAUUCUGAUUUAUUAACCCAGUGGAGCACUUUCUGCUUUUAAAUUGUCACAUUAGAAUUUGAUCUCCCAUAGUUUUGGGUUCUGUUGCUGAUUAAUUAAUUAAUGUAAAUUGUUUAUAUCCAGGGGAAUAUGUAUACCAUGUGUUGGACUAAGCUCAUAAGAGGAAUUUUUUGCCAUGCACUACUCCACAUUAUCUUUUCACUUCAGUUUCCUGGGACUGUCCCAGCGAAGGACCUCCGUCUUUUCUAUUCACACUGUGCUUCCUGGAAACAGAACAAAAAUCUUAUAGGGAAACCAGUGCUAAAGAGACCGGUGCUGAAGUUCAGCAAAUAGCUGUGGAACUGACUCCUGUUGCAGAUCAUGGAGUGAUGAGAUUUGGGGAAGUAGGCCAUAUAUUUACAGGAACUUGGCUAGAAAAACAGUUGGGUCAGAACAGUGUUCCCACUAUGCACCUGGCUUUUCUAAGAAAUGUACUAGGAAGGGUGAGAACAAACAGAAGCAUGUAAAAUGUAAUGAAGGGUUCUCCUAUGAGCUUCUUUUACUCUUUGUUUCAGGGUUUGGACUUUUCUUUACCUUCAAAGGUAAACACUUAGGGAACCAUUACUGGAUUCCAAACUCAUUUAAUUUAAAUCCUUAGUUAGAACAGCCAUUGCCUUGUAGAGGUUUAUUUUUCCCCCAGAGAUGCACUUAUCCCUUAGCAUCCCUGUGCUCUUUAUUUUUUUUUUUUCUUGUGGCACGUUUAUUUAUCUUAAAAGCUGUAUUUUGUGUUACUGUUUUCCUGAAACACACAGUGUGGUAGACAUAGCUACAUUCAGUGUCUUUAGAGAUAAAAGAAUAGCAUGGGAAAAAUGGUUUACUCGGUUCUCAUUUGUUAGCAUUUGCUGAACAUCCAGGGCCUAGAGAGCAGUGACCACGGACAUUUUAUUUUGCAUGUCAGCCUUGUUUUUAUGUGUGAAAUGGUAGUGUUCCUCAGUACCUGGACCAGAUUGUAAGUACACCGAGGAGAUCUGUGGUCAAGAUCAAUGGUCUUCAAACUUUGUUGUUGUUGUUGUUUUGUUACUUAGAGUCCACAUAUGAGUGCAAUCAUGUGAUACUUGUCUUUCUCUG